Molecule: messenger RNA, 793 nt
Organism: Centropristis striata (black sea bass)
Lineage: Eukaryota; Metazoa; Chordata; Actinopteri; Perciformes; Serranidae
Gene: acbd7
Product: acyl-CoA binding domain containing 7
Exons: 4
Coding region: 117-383 (88 amino acids)
Biological process (GO): fatty acid metabolic process
Molecular function (GO): fatty-acyl-CoA binding
Source: RefSeq, a predicted model, not a curated record
UGGCUCUUAUAUUAUUGCAUUGGUCAGCUGUUGUAUUCACAGCUGCGCAGAGGGAGACGUCCAGCCGACACUAGAAAUAAAAUUCAUCUGAGCUCCGUGUCCAAAUCUCUACAAAAAUGUCUUCACAGGAAGAAUUUGAGAAGCUGGCGGAGGACGUGAAGAAGGUGAAGACGAGGCCUACAGACCAGGAGCUGCUGGACCUGUACGGCCUUUAUAAGCAGGCGACUGUUGGAGAGAUCAACACUGAAAGACCAGGAAUGUUGGACUUUAAAGGAAAAGCCAAGUGGGACGCCUGGGAAUCCAGAAAAGCAAUGUCCAAGGACGAUGCCAUGGCAGCCUACAUUACACUUGCAAAGGAAAUCAUCAGCAAAUACGGCAUGUAAGGCUCGGAGCAAGGCUGAACUGAAGAGGAAGAAUUAAUGCAAAAAACAACAACAGUUUACUAACGGAGUAAUGGAAACGAUGCUGCUGUCCCUAUAACAAGUAGCCUUCUGCUUUCAGAGGCCAUAUUAAUGCAGGAUAAAGUGACUUUUCAAAUUUAUUGUGAUUACUUUUCAUGUUUUCUCAUGUUUUUUUUACAUUGAUCAUUAAUUGAACAACUUUUAUGAAUUUUUUUAGGUGAUUAAAUUUGCUAAUUGCUAUUUUAUCUGAUUUAUGUAGUGAAGUCCCUGCAAUGUGCACAACGAUGUACUGUAAUUACAUGCACUUUGAUAUGUAGCUUGAUUCCUUAGCUAAACAGGACAUAAACUAAAUGCUGUCAAAUGUGAAAAAUAAAAGCUCUCUGUGCACUGUU